AUGUCCUCACCAUCUACACCCCGUUCGACGCGUUCCGCGUCGUCCGCUGGAAAUUCGCCCAAUAUUCUCACCCCAGGACAGAAGAUCAAAGCCAUGAUGGCUGAAUUUGAUAGUGAUUCUGAGUCUGACUCCCAAAAUACAAAUUCCAAAGCCUCCAUACCGAAGCUGGACUUCACACGCAAAAACACAUUAAUCACGGAGACGCGCGUAUCUGAACAGAUGAUCGACUCUGAAGACGACUUGGAGGAUGCUGAUGAUUUUGUCCGGCCCAAGGGUCGAAUGGCUGCUCGCAUGCAGGGCAAUGCUGGUGACUCGACUUCAUCUGAACCUCAAAAAGACUCUGCCUUUUCCCGCCUGUCCAAGGCCCUACAAUCCGAGAGAGAGCAAGGACUACAGCCAACACGUCGAAGACCCCCGCCUGUAGAUGAGUCGAGUGACGAUGAUCUCCCCGCCGCUGGUCCUCGGAGGAGAAAGAAUGCCAAGUCAACACAAUUGACAGCCUCUGCCGACCACGAUUCUCUCAGCUCACCACCGCGCACACGCACUGUUUCCCCCUUGUUUGUCUCGUCGCCAGCUGCCCCACAAGACGAUGCCAACGAUCUGGAUCAAGCAGCAGCUGAUGAACCCGGAGAACAAUCCAAGUCUAAGGCGAGAUUCCUUGCUCUUGUGGCCCAGAAGCGCAAGGAACGCGAGCAGCGCGAACGCUUUGAGGAUGAACAAAAGGCUGCCAGACGGGCUCAGAUGGAGCAGUUCAGCUCUGAGAUCCUGUCUGGUGAGGAAAGCGUGGGAGAUGAGGAUGGAUCUGCUCGUAAAUUGAGCCAGAAAGCACGCCAACCCCGCAAAGCCAGCAAGAAGGCCUUGGAGGAGAUGAGGCAGGAGACACAACGCAUGAGCCGAAACAUGCAACUGGCUCACCAGGCUCAGACCAAGAAGAAGAUUACUAAAGAAAGUCUCUUCGCCCGGUUCAACUUCAUGCAGCCCGAGCCUUCCCCUGCGGAAGCCGCAACAACUAACUCGUCUUCAACUGCUGGGUCACAACAUUCUUCCGACGGUGAAGGUCCCCAGAAGACCAAGGAAACGCCACACACAUCGCCCGUGCUCGGUCCCUCUGAUGCAGACAAACCUCUCGUUGUUGAUGCCUCUGGACAAGUCCCGCCUGGGCUGGAUGCAGCCAGUCUCGCGGCACUGAAAGAAACCAUGCCCUCUGCCCAAGACGCGCCACAAGGGCCCAAAGUCUCUUCUGUUUUCAACGCAAAGAAAGUGCCCCGACGGCCGACUCAGCCCCCGGUUCGCGUCCUGAUGUCCCGACAAGAAGUCGCGCGGCACCAGCAAGAAGAUUCAGACAGCGACGAUCUGGAAGUUGUCACGUCCCCAUCCAAAGCUCGUCGGUUUGCUGCUUUUGAGAAUUUGCCCACGAGAAAGCUUCAGGAAUCCGCCUCGAUGCUCAAGCUGAAGGCUUUGGCUCACCUGACCUCCCCCACCCGCAAGAUGACCACUAUGAAUUCGGCGGAACUCUCUGCUAGCUUGUUGUAUAAAGCCCGCCAGCAGGCUGCUAAAGAAAGGCGUGAACGCAUUGAGGAGCUCAGAGCUAAGGGCGUUGUCAUUGAGACUGCCGAAGAGCGUGCUGCCAUGGAAGACGAUGUUGAGGACUUAGUGGAGAAAGCCCGCCAGGAAGCCAACGAGAUCGGACGACAGGAAAGAGCUGCGAAGAAAAAGGCGCAGGGUCUCGAUGAUGAGGAGGAAGAUGACGACUACGCCUUCUCUGGCUCUGAUGAAGAUGCGUCCGACGAGGGUGACUACGACAACAGCAACAACGACGACGAUGACGGCAAGGGUGUCGAUGAGAAUCCUGAAUUCGUUGACCAGGAAGCAGAUGAGGGUGAUGAGUCUGCUGAAGACCAAGCUGAGGAUAUCCUCUCAGAUGCAGACGUGGAGAUCGAGGACCCUGGUAGUCGGCGAAAGCGACGAACUCGGGUGGUGGACGACGACGAAGAUGAGGAACCCCAAGUGCCCUCAACGCCAGUCAGACCGCCGUCUCAUGGUUCCCAGUCAGUGGAGCGACCCGCAUUCCCCGACAUGCAGACCCCUGGCGAUAUGCCUAUGGGCCUAACUCAAGCAUUUGCCGGUACAUUGGCCGAUGAUGAUGACACUAGUAGCCAGCCCGGCUCUACAGCAAUCCCAUUUUCCCUUCCUGAUCCCGGCCGCCCUGUUCCCGGGCUGCGCGCCGAGGACUCGGAGAUUCUAGUUUGCGAUAGCCAGGAACAGUCCCACGAGCCCGACUUCAUGACUGGCUAUAGUCCAAAUGUGACUAGAGUAUCGGAAUCACCUGCCGCACACACUUUCUCGCAAUUCUCGCAACUUCCGGACCCUACUCAAGAUGAAGGCUUCGUUUUCUCUCCGUUCGAUCCUGCCAAGCGAUUCCGCGGAACUCCGCCCGUUUCGACUGUUGAUACUGUUCUCCUUGGCCAGAGCCAGUCGCCUGUUGCAGAACGUAAGCAUCGACAGCUCCGACGUGGACGCGCAGUCAAUUUGUCCGUCGUGGAAGAGGAGGACAACGAGGGGGACAUUGAGGUGAAUGCCAAUGCCUUCAACGUCAUGCAAAAGGCAGUCAAGAAACGGACAGUUCAAUACGACAAAAAGAACAGCAAAGCUAAGAAUAUUGUUGACGAAGCUGCCGAGGAGUCCGAAGAUGAGUAUGCUGGUCUUGGAGGUGCAAGUGAUGACAGUGACGGCGAGGAGGAUGCCUACGACCAGCAAAUGAUCAACGACCAGAGUGGUGAAGUGGUCGAUGAGAAACAGCUGGCUGCAUUAAACGCUGUCCAUCAACGAGACCGUGACGAGAAAGAUGUUGCGAAGCUGUACAAGGACAUCACAACUGGAGCCUUGCGCCGCCGCCGCGGUGGUGGAGAUGAUGACUUUGAUCUUGACGACUCGGACGAUGAGCGCUUAGCACGUCGGCGUGAGAAGCAACGCGAGUUCGCCAAGAUGCGCCGGGCUCUGCUUGCCGAUGACAAGAUCGGUGAACUCGCCGAGAACCCUAAGAAGGCUGCAUUCUUCAAGGCUAUCGAAGAUCGCGAUAUUGAGGAUGACUUCGAGUUGGAGUUCUUGGAAGAGAGAGCAGGCGAUUCCCAAAACGAAGCCUCUCAGGAUGUCGCGCAACAGCAGGGUGACCCUUCGCAGGACAGCAGCAAGCGCAAGCGACCACUUGAGCCAUCUGCUGAAGAUGCUACUAACCGCCCUCCACCUCAUCUUCGCCGUACACCUGCCAGUGCCAUGUCCAAGAAGCCAGCAACUCUUGCUGAGAUCCGUGAGACCCUGUCUUUCUUGACCGAAACUCCUGAAUACGACUCCUUCCAUGAAGAUGCGUCCCUUGAUGAGGAAGAGCUAGCCGCGGGCGAGGAUGACACCAACACCUCCGGCAACGAAGACGCGUAUUCCGAGGACGCAGGGUCGCAGUCGAAAGAAGGCUUUGCUGUGCCCAGCCACCCACGACGCACGCGCGGGAUGGUCGUCGAUCGCCUUGCUCUCCUCCGCCAAGCAUCGUCCAACUCAGCUUCUGCUACAACAUCUGGGUCCUCUUCCAACACCAAGUUCGCAUUCCACAACGGUGGCAACUCGGACGGUCCCAUCGGAUUCCGCCCUCCUCAGUUUCUGCGCCGCGCCAACACCGGCUCCUCUUCUUCAUCCAGCUCCAGCAUGAGCUCAGCAUCAAGCGCCAACCGUGUUUCUAAGCCGGCUGCUUCAGGUCCAAAGAAAGGGGGAGCUGUCAACUCGUACACUGCUGCUCGUGAGAAGGAACGCGAGAGAGAACUCCGCAUGAAACAACGCAACGGCGGCUCCAACAUAGCCAAGCUGCUAGGCAAGCAUGCGGGCGGUGGACUGGGUGCACUAGCUGGGAAAGGCCAGUGGGACUAG
Messenger RNA from Penicillium canariense, 3915 nucleotides. RefSeq lists its product as uncharacterized. Lineage: Eukaryota; Fungi; Ascomycota; Eurotiomycetes; Eurotiales; Aspergillaceae. The record is from RefSeq and is a predicted model, not a curated record. Bases 1 to 3915 code for a protein of 1304 amino acids. The transcript is spliced from 2 exons. Gene Ontology annotation, biological process: activation of protein kinase activity; mitotic G2 DNA damage checkpoint signaling; mitotic DNA replication checkpoint signaling. Gene Ontology annotation, molecular function: anaphase-promoting complex binding.